Pollicipes pollicipes is the source of this 1023-nucleotide messenger RNA. RefSeq lists its product as uncharacterized. Gene Ontology annotation, molecular function: metallopeptidase activity. NCBI's taxonomy places the organism in Eukaryota, Metazoa, Arthropoda, Thecostraca, Pollicipedomorpha, Pollicipedidae. The transcript has 8 exons. The record is from RefSeq and is a predicted model, not a curated record. Bases 1 to 1023 code for a protein of 340 amino acids.
AUGGCACUGCCGCCGGAGCUGCACCAGCUGAUGACGCCGCAAGAGGUGCGCCACUUCCUCGGCUCGGAGCUCGCCGAGUACGAGCUCAUCUACGUGCGCGCGGCCGGCACCAACUCUAGCAUUCACAAGCGCAACACCGACUCGCCAGAAGGACAUGUCACCCGAGAGUACGUGCGCGGUACGGGAGACUGCCACUACCUGCACGCCGGCUCCGACCUGACAGCGGCGGUCAGCUCCUGCAGUCCCGGACAGCUGCGCGGGUUCGUGUCGGACGGCCAGACCAUGCUGGACAUCGCGCCGCUCAGCCGGCGGCUCAGUCGGCUGGUGCGGGCCCGCCGGAAGCGCUCCGCUUCCGAGGACGGGCACCCGCACUUGGCCCGCCGCGUCAUGCUCGAGGACGUCUUCUCCUUCAUCAAUGGCUUUGAUAUCAGCGACGACUUUGUGUACCCCAGUUUUAUCAAUCCGAAUGCGCCUGACAUAAACAAGAACAUCGUGAAUACCGGGGAAGACGAGCUGGAGUUUAAGGGGCCACCGCCGUUCGACCGCUACAAGCGGGGCAAUAAGCGGACGCUGGAGCUGGGCCUCUACGUGGACAAGCCGGCCCGGGAGACAUUCCUUCCCUUCUUCGACAACGACCUCAGCGCGUUCGUCGACUUCAUCCUGGGCUUCAUCAACCAGAUCCAGGCGCUGUACUACCUGCCGAGCCUGGGCGUCAAGGUGGACAUCACCAUCAACUACCUGGAAAUCAUGGAGACCCAGCAGAUGCGUCACUACGGAGGGGAGCGGGGCGAGCUUCUCACCUCGUUCUGCAAAUACAAUACUCUGAUGAACGGGAAAGCCAAGGAUAAUCAGUGGGACAUGGGCCUCUACCUAUCCGGACUGAACUUUUUCGCCGUGCAGAAGGGCCGCAGGUCUCCGGUGACCAUGGGCCUGGCCGUCAUAUCGGGCGUCUGCCUCGACGAGUACUCCUGCGUCAUUGGCGAGCUCGGCACCACCAACGAGCAGGUAAACCGUCCGCGAUAA